Pararge aegeria (speckled wood butterfly) is the source of this 1774-nucleotide messenger RNA. RefSeq lists its product as uncharacterized. Lineage: Eukaryota; Metazoa; Arthropoda; Insecta; Lepidoptera; Nymphalidae. The transcript is spliced from 4 exons. Gene Ontology annotation, cellular component: chromosome. The coding region runs from base 164 to 1507 and encodes 447 amino acids. Gene Ontology annotation, biological process: regulation of transcription by RNA polymerase II. Gene Ontology annotation, molecular function: chromatin insulator sequence binding. The record is from RefSeq and is a predicted model, not a curated record.
CCUGUGUCGGUAAUCGCUUAGGGCAAUAAACAUUUAUAUUUCUUAGUUGUUUUUGAUGUGUUGGUUUUUCGUGUUUUUGUAUCAAUAUUAAAUAUUUAUAAAACAAAAACUAUGCGAUUCAUACCUUUAGCUUAAUUUAUAAUUUCUUUAUCAAAGGUAAGAAAUGUUUCGUUCUGCAAGGGACGUUGGUAGUGUAGGGCCAACAAAAAGCAGAACCGAGCGAAUACAGGGUGAACUUGAAGAGUAUGGGUGCGAUUUGUGCGAUGUCGGAGGCUGGGCGAGUGAGACCGACGUGGAACUCCACAAAACGAAGAUGCAUUUUAAGCGUUCAUUCGUCAGUGCGCUUCGGAAAAGGGAUGACUAUUGCUGUAUAUGCAUAAAGCAGUUUCCGAGUAAAGAAUCUAUAAUAAAACACAUAAAAACCGAGCAUCUCCUGAGCACAGAAACAUGUUUGCGAGUUGAACGAGAGAUUUUUGUUUGUGAGACAUGCACUGCUAUAUUUUUUAAUAAGCAAAACCUCAUAAUUCAUAUAAGAUACGCACACCUGGAUAAGACUAACAUAAAGGUUGUGAAAUGCGUGCUAUGCCACAGGAAAAUCCAGGCAAGAAAUAUAUCUGCACAUUUUUACAUGCACAAUAUACAGAGUGUUUCAACUUGCCGAAUAUGUCUGAACAAGUGCGUGAACACUAAGGCGUUAAACAAACAUUUAAAAACACAUCCGUAUCACUUGAAAUGUGACAUGUGUCUUUUUGAGACGAACAGACUCGAGGCAUUCCAAAACCAUGUCCUUCUCAGCCACAAGAAAGCUGCUAAAACUAAGGCAAUGGAAACUGACACUGAUAACGCAUUAACCACUGAUAAAGAUUUAACGACAGUUGAUAAGAAUUUAAUGACAGCUGAUGAAAAAUUCACAGCAGCCAGUGAUUUAAUGUACAUUGAAGUAGCUGGUAAUGAAAAUGAUGUUUUAAACAAUGAUAUGGAUUUAAUAACUGUGAUUGAGAUCAGCGAUAACGAUCCACUGACAGACACUCUAAUGACAGACUGUGAAAAUGAAAGCGCCCAGAAACCAAUCAAAACAGAAUUAUUAAUCAAUACAGAUUUAAUAUCAGGCAUAGAAGAAGAACCGAUACAAAAUACUGUUAUCGUUGAAGAAGUAUUAACAGAUACUGAUUCGUUGACAGAUGAAUUAGCAAAAGCUGAUAAAGUUGUGAAUAACGAUGCGGAUGAUUUUAAAAAGUACUUCAUACCGAAGACGCCUGCUUAUUUGAGACUGCAAAGAGUUGCUGGGAUUAGAGGGAUAAGAUUAUCCAACAACGUCCACGUGUGCAUAUUGUGUAGGGAGAUAUGUGUUUGUGCCGAGGAAAUGGUUUUGCACGUGGAAGAACACAAGUUGAGGAGCGAGAAGAAGAUAAGCACAUAUCAGUGCUCGUGCGGAGAAGAUUUCACCAACAAAGUUCUCUUGAAGCAUCAUGCGUUCAAAAAUAAACAUGCUAUAGAUGCAAAGUGAUGAUAAUUUCAAAAUUAGAAUGACGACGCGACGAUACUCGUGGUGCGGAGUUUUUCGAAAUUCGAUAUCGAAUGUCCUCAUCAAUUCAACAAUGUAUAAAGAUUUGGUCGCUCGCAAUCGAGGAGUCGAUUUCGUAUAUCGAACUAUACCGUCAAAGUAAAACGUACCUUAUCCACUGCUGCUGCAAUGUGGAUACUAAAUGUGAUUACUUCACUUUUAGAGUAUAAUAUAAUAAGUUUGUUAGCGCCCUACCGACAAAGACGAGUC